CGUGAGUGAGUGAGUGAGUGAGUGAGUGAGUGAGAGAGAGAGAGCGAGAGAGCGGGAGGACGGGGGAGCCGGGGUUGGCAGCGCUACAGACUGGACACUCAGGCAUCAGCUUCAGCGGCGGCUCCGGUGGACGAGGCUCCGUCCCGGCGCGCAGCGAUUUAUUCUCCUGCCCAUCGACAGGCUAUGACUGAUAGACUCGUCUUCCAGGUCGAGGCCGUCCAGCUGGGAAGAUAGAAGCUCUGCACCGUGUCGACCUGUUGGCUCUAGGACAAUGCGGCCUGUCCCGCUGGCUGUGCUGUGGCUCUGUGUGGCCACGUCCCUGGAUGCACUGGCCCUGAUUGGACAGAAGACGGCAGCGAGAGAGGAGAAGCUGCUGAAGAGGGUGAGGCGAGGGUGGAUGUGGAACCAGUUCUUCCUGCAGGAGGAGUACACCGGCAGUGACUACCAGUACAUUGGAAAGCUGCAGUCCGACCAGGACCAUGGCAACGGAUUGGUGAAGUACGUGCUCUCGGGGGAGGGCGCCGGCACAGUGUUCGUCAUCGACGAGAACAACGGCGACCUGCACGCCACCCGCCGCUUGGACCGCGAGGAGAAGGCCUUCUACACCCUCAAAGCCACAGUGGUGAACAAGCGCACCGGUCACAAACUGGAGCCGGAGACUGAGUUCGUAGUGAAGCUCCACGAUAUCAACGAUAACGAGCCUCAGUUCAGCAGAGAGGUUUACACUGGCAGCGUAGCCGAGCGGUCCGACAUCGGUACGUCGGUCAUCCAGGUGACAGCUACCGACGCUGAUGACAGCAUGUACGGGAACAGUGCCAAGCUGGUCUACAGCAUUAGCCAGGGACACCCCUACUUCUCUGUGGACCCCAACACAGGUGUGAUCCGCACAGCGUUGGGUCCUGGCGACAUGGACCGGGAGCAAAGGGAGCACUACCAGGUGGUGAUAGAAGCCAAGGACAUGGCUGGACAGAGGGGAGGGCUCACAGGGACCACGGUGGUGAACAUCACCCUCAGUGACGUCAACGACAACCCGCCCCGCUUCACCCAGAGUAUUUACCAGUUCAGAGUUCCAGAGUCGUCCAAGUCUGGAGCCACAGUAGGAAAAAUCCAAGCCACCGACAGAGACAUUGGGAGAAACGCUGAGAUGUUCUUCACUAUUGUCAGUGGAGACGGCAUGGACAUGUUCGAGAUCUCCACGGACAGGGACACGCAGGAGGGGGUCCUCAUGGUCAGCAAGUCUCUGGACUACGAGAAGAAGUCGUCGUACACAGUGGAGGUCCAGGUCCAGAACACAGAGGUGAAUCCUCGCUUCAUGUCUGCAGGCUCUAAAGACAUGGCCACGGUGCGGAUCAGCGUGGAGGACGUGGAUGAGCCUCCGCUGUUUGACAAGGCCAGUUACCGGAUGGAGGUGAAGGAAGAUGCAGCGCCAGGCGUGGCUGUGGGCUCGGUCAGCGCCAUGGACCCAGAUGGAGCUCGCAAGAUGCUCAGAUACUCUAUCGACCGUCACACUGACAUGGAUCACCUGUUCAGCGUCCAUCCAGGGAAUGGCUCUGUGUUCCUGCUCAAAAACCUGGACAGAGAAGAGAGAGCCUGGCACAACAUCUCAGUCAUCGCCACUGAGUUGAAUAAUCCUCGUCAGUUCAGCCACGUAAGCGUCUACAUUCGCCUGUUGGACAUCAACGACAAUGCUCCCGCCUUCGCUGCAGUUUACGAAACCUUUGUGUGUGAACGAACCAAGACUGGAGAGCGGAUCCAGACUGUGAGCGCUGUUGAUGCUGAUGAGCCACAAGGAGGAAACAAGUUUUUCUUCAGCCUGGCUCCCGAGGGGAUGUACCGAAGCAACUUCACUGUGCGAGACAAUGGUGAUAACACUGCCAGCAUCCUGACGCGCAGAGCCAGCUACAGCCGCCUCCACCAGAGCGUCUACCUGGUCCCCGUGGUGAUUACAGACAGCGACUACCCUGUGCAGAGCAGCACCGGCACCCUCACUGUCAGGGUGUGCACCUGUGACCGGGAGGGAAAUAAGGAGCUGUGCAAUGCAGAGGCUCUGAGCAGCUCCCCUGGCCUGAGUACUGGAGCUCUCAUUGCAAUCCUCCUGUGUGCCAUCAUAUUGCUGAUGAUCGUUGUCCUGUUCACGGCGUUAAGGCGUCAAAGAAAGCAGGAGCCUUUGAUCAUCUCCAAGGAGGAUGUCCGGGACAACGUAGUGAGCUACAACGAUGAGGGCGGUGGCGAGGAGGACACCCAGGCCUUCGACAUCGGAGCACUGCGGCACCCGGAGGCAGCCGCUGCUUUGGAUGACUGUGCCAAACAGAGGCGAGACAUCAUCCCCACUGAUGCCCUGCUGUACCCCCCCAGCUGCCGACCCACGCCCACUGCCUCUGGCCUCAUCAUGCCCCCGGUCAGCAUGGUGUCACGAGAUAAUGGGGACGUGCGCCACUUCAUUAACCAGAGGGUCCUGGAGAACGACUGCAACCCCACAGCUCCACCCUACGACUCGCUGGCCACCUAUGCCUAUGAAGGCACAGGCUCAGUGGCCGAGUCCCUGAGCUCACUGGGCUCAGCUUCAUCGGAGACUGAACACGACUAUCACUACCUGAGUGACUGGGGGCCCAGGUUCAGGAAACUGGCCGAUCUGUACGGGGCAGAGGACAGUGACUUCUCCUAACACACACAGUCCUACCACAUGAAUAUUCAGGGAGAGGAAAGAAGAUCUAACAACAAGCUUUAAGAAAAUGUUGGAACAUGCACAUGAACAUAUGGAACAUGGGACAUUCAACAAUGCCACCUACUAAGUGCACAUGGAUCCAUGUGAAGAAACGUCCCACAGUAAACAUGGACGUACAGCAACUGUAAAUCAACCAGCGCAACGGUGCUGCCAAAGAACCUGAAGGCCUGUUUCAGGCCUAAAUGAAGUUUGAACCAACGCCGAACUCCGUUCUGUAUUGAGGAUUCUCUUGUUACCUUGCUGUGAUUGUUGAAGGGUGCUCUGUAGUGUUCUUGUGGCUUUAAAUGUGCUGUCGGAGCCAAACUGACUGAGUGUUGGUCAGUCACCAAAACCAGUGUAGUUAUUUCCAGGCUGGACAAGCUGCAGAGAUGAAGAGUGUUGUUUUGACUAAGUGUCCUUCUGCUGCCCUGAAAAUGAACUGACUGGGGGGUCAUGAUUCAAAUGACUGCUGUGUCACACGACCAUUCCAGAGGGAUCCUUGGUUGGAAGUGGUAUGAGAACAGGACAAGUCUGACUAAAUGCACUGAUUUCCUUCUGUUUACACAGAAGCCAUGUGUUUGCUGCAUCGUUUCCUUUUUGGGUAAAUUGUACUAAGAGUAUGCAACUGCUGUAAAAUGUUUUCUGACCAUUGUUUCUUCAGGGCAGUCUCAUUGACUUCACCAACUUUUCCACCAGGCCACAUUCAGUUUCAACUGGUUCACAAUCACUGCUUCAUUUUCACAGCCAGUAAAUGGCUUUAGGCAAUAAGUAAAGGCUAAAGCUAACAAACCCUAAUGUUGAUGGUACAGUAAUUGGACUCAGUCUGUUUAGAAGCUUAACAUUGUCUCCAGCAACUACACAUAACAGCUCAACGUGUUAGACCAGUUAUGUUUUGACAUGUACUUGUACUUGAUAUUCAUGGGUGCAGUGCAAACACAAUGACAUCACACUGUUUGUAUAAUGCUUUAACCAGCACUAGCCCUGGUCCAACCCCAAGAACACCUGCAGACCACUGAACAUGCGUUAAACACAAUCGUGUCUGAUGACGGGUGUUCACAGCUCUGCUAGUGUAGCUGUGCAGUAACCUGGACAGCUGGUGCUCUCAUUCUCGUGCUUCCACAGUCACUGCUACACUGAUGCUACCCAGCUAUGAGCAGGGAGUACACCUCCACCUACAGCCCCUCCUGGCUCUGUCCAGUUUUCACCAAUGACUUUACCUGUACUCAGCAUAAGAGCUCUGACAAACUCACCUGUUACUGCAGUCAACAGACCUGUUCAGCCUGUUAUCAGUCACGACAAAGGCAUGUUUAUAGAAGAAAUCGUGUUUUAAGUGGCAGCCAUACUUUACAGUCACAACUGCAGCUUGAAUGUCUUUAAUCACUGGUAACCUUAUUUUUGUGUAAUAUUUUUGCUUGCACCUAUUUCCCAUCAUAUAAAGAUAUGAUCUAAGUCUUUUCUGCCAGUUUCUUUGAUGUGCUGGUUUGUUUAUUCAGCCCAUUCUUUGGUGUCGUUCAGUAACAUGUUGGUCUAUAACUACUGAGGGACAAACGUCAGCCUCAGUGCUGUGAUUGAACAAAAGCUGCAGUAUCAUCACAUCCAGACUUCUUCAGAACUUUGGUUGUUUGAUUUCACAUUUUGUUCCAGUUGUAUUUUGUGAAUGUUUGCUGUGAAGGCUUCAAACUCAAAAUUUUCACAUGUUCUUGUUUAUAUGGGUCCAUUAAUUUUGUACCAAAUAUUUAUAGGAAAAAUAAUGAUAUUCAUGGAGGGACAAGAAAAUUCAAAUAUUGUCAAGCUCUGUUUUUUAAUGUGUGAAUCUUUCUGUGGGCAGUCCACCGUCCCAAUAUGAUGAUGUAUAACAAGUUGUUUAAUUUUCUCAAAAUAAACUUUUACAGUUAAAAA
Molecule: messenger RNA, 4603 nt
Organism: Betta splendens (Siamese fighting fish)
Lineage: Eukaryota; Metazoa; Chordata; Actinopteri; Anabantiformes; Osphronemidae
Gene: cdh6
Product: cadherin 6
Exons: 12
Coding region: 272-2665 (797 amino acids)
Biological process (GO): calcium-dependent cell-cell adhesion; multicellular organism development; cell morphogenesis
Cellular component (GO): plasma membrane; catenin complex; adherens junction
Molecular function (GO): calcium ion binding; cadherin binding
Source: RefSeq, a predicted model, not a curated record